CCUGAUUAACCCUGUGCGUGGCGUGGUUAAGCAUCUCCUGCCAGGCGGGGUCGAGCGUGACGCCGGCGCCGCCUUCUGCCAGUCGCGCCAGUCCCUGCUCCGCCAGGUACACCAUCUCCCGCGCCGCCGCGUGAGCACUGUUCGCCUUGUCAUACGCGACUGUUGCUGUUUGCAACUCUUGAUACUUACAAUAUUAGCUCUGAAUCUAGCUUCAUAAUAAGGCCUGGCUUUGUGUACACUGGUACCAAGCUUCUUGGUAAGCUGUUGUAUCCGCAGGUGUCCCUCUGCAAGCAGUCUACGGAAUGCCAGCCGAGCCUCGUCCAGCUCAACUUCAAGCCUGUUGAUCUCAUCUGUAGCAGUAUUUAGACGCUCUAGUUCAAUCUGAACGCGAGGAUCCAAAGCUUCCGAGCAUUCGGCGGCGCUAUCGUUCAUUGUUUCCUCAACACAAUAACAUUUUAAUAAAAUUUAAAGUUAUUAAAACCUUUCUUCUUGUUGUUAUAGUUGUUCUUUUGUGAAAUAAACAUUAUCAUCGCUGAAAACAAAAAGAAAAGAAAUAUCAAAUAACUUUGGUUCUCAAUUCAAUACCGCCCGCUGCCAAAACACAGAUUAUUAAUUGAAACGUCAUUUUAUACGUCAAUAAAAUAUUAAUAGUCGAUUAUUUUAAAAAUGUGUACACUUUGCUUUAUGUGCAUUCCAUUUAAUGUUAUUUUAUUUAAUAACAAAUUACACUUUUAAAUGUUUUGGUAAUUAACAUUAACAAACCAUUUUUUUAUUUGCAAUUUGUUAUCUGUAAUAAAUUUUUUAUUCGUUCAGUCAUUCACUCUCAUUUUUAGACAUUUCACAAAAAAUCGCAGUUUGUCAUCAACGAAGAUCGUAUUGAAAUUUUAAAAAUGGCGACUGAAGUGGAAGACACAAUCAAGCGAAUCCAAGCCCAUAAAGGUGUUAUGGGUGUCAUCAUCGUGAAUCACGAAGGUAUUCCUAUCAAAAGCUCUUUGGACAAUGCUACAUCUGUAUUAUACUCCGGACUAAUUGGUCAACUCACUGAAAAGGCCAAGAAUGUUGUGCGUGAAAUGGACACAACAAAUGAACUUACAUUUCUUCGUGUGAGGAGUAGGAGACACGAAAUCUUGAUUGCACCGGAUCGUGAAUUCAUACUCAUAGUCAUUCAAAACACUUCUGACUAGCUUCACAAUGCAAAAGACUAGCACAUAUUUAAAUUAAGGGGCCUUGAAACCAUAACACCAAUUUUGGAGCUGUAUUACAUGUUCUCAAUAAAAAGCAAGAAAAGUAAUUCUGCAUGAGAAUACGAUGGCAAAGUACUAAAAUAUCAUAAUACAGCUGCAAGAUAAAAAAUAAAAAUGAUCACACUAUUCCCAUAUUGUAUUUAGACUAUAAUAAAAAAAAUAUUUCACUGUGGUUGGCUUGGCCUCUUUGAAAAAAGAAUAUUGCACUAGCUCAAGGAGUGUCACUAAAUAAGAAUCAAUUUAAUUUUAAAAGCUUUCAUUAUUAUUUUAAGAAAUAAUUAAUUUAUUACUAACAAGAGCAUUCCUAAAGUGCCAUUUGUGCAAUUUCUCUGUUAAAUUGGCAAAAUAUGUAUGGCUAAGGGCUAUUGAAGUAUUGAAGUGACUAGACCCUGUUUUGCAUAGCAAAGUAUGAAUAAAGUUUGUGCCAAGCAACAAGAGCAAUCAGAUUUCAGAUUGGCAGUUCGAAACGUUGACAGAUUUGAAGAAUUAAAAUAAUAAUACUUACUAGUUUUUAAGUUGCAAUUAUUUUUACUAGUGAUAGGGAUAAUUUUUUUUUUACAAAAAUAGUUUUGUUUUUUAUUUCGUUUUGAGUUCGAUACUUCAUUAUUUUCUUGAAACUUUUGUGAUUUUAUUUUAUUCAUGUAUUGUAAGAACACUAAUAAAUAUUUAUACACAUAA
Spodoptera littoralis (African cotton leafworm) is the source of this 1922-nucleotide messenger RNA. NCBI's taxonomy places the organism in Eukaryota, Metazoa, Arthropoda, Insecta, Lepidoptera, Noctuidae. The record is from the annotation of a GenBank genome assembly.